GGCGACACCCUUCCCUCCCCCGUCUCGGUUCGUCUCGUCCUCUGCCUUCGUCUGUUCCUCAUCUCCCCGCCUCACUCCGCCCCCUCCCCCCAUCGAUUCCUCCACGCGAGGUCCUCGGGCUGCCCCCGUCCCCCCGGUCGCGAAUCUAGGGUUCGGGGCGCGCCUCCCCUCCCUCUCCCAUGGCCUCCGCCGCCGCCGAAACCCUUGUCUCGCUCCCCGUCGUGCCCCCCUCCCGGUCGCUCCUCCGCCCCCUCCGCAGGCGACCUGCUUACAGAGGCAGCGCCGCGUCGGUCCGCCUAUCCGCGGUGCCGCCCCGGGGCCUUGGGUUCGCCCUCAUCCAUCGCCGCAUUCGCUGCCCGCCGGCGGCGCGCGCCAACGUCGAGCGCGACGGCGACGGCGCCUCCGGGUCGGGAGAGGCCUCGUCCACCGGGGACGGCGACCGCGACGCGGCGGCGGAGCAAGGAGGUGAUAGCGCGGGCACGAGCACCACCACCGCGGCCGCGACGCCGCCCUCGCCGCCCUCUUCGUCCAAGAGGGGGGAGAACAAGUGGCGCCGGCGGGUGGUCAAGGGCGGCGGUGUUGGCCGAUGGUUCUGGGAGCCCAUAGUGCAGGGCCGGGAGAUGGGGUUCCUCCUGCUACAGCUCGGGUUUGCCAUAUUCGCCCUCCGCAUGCUGCGGCCGGAGAUCACGUUGCCUGGCUCGGAGCCCAGGCCACAGACCACUUACAUCAGCGUCCCCUACAGCGACUUCCUGGCGAGCAUUGAUAAGGACCAGGUGAAAAAGGUUGAGGUGGAUGGGGUGCACGUUAUGUUCCGGCUCCGUCCCGAGGUUGAGGCCAGUGUGGUGGAGCAGCCACAAACACAAACAGAUGGUGUUGCUGAUAAUGCUGCCAUUUCAAGGAGAAUCGUCUUCACAACGACACGCCCAGUGGACAUUAAGACUCCAUAUGAGAAGAUGGUGGAGAAUAGUGUUGAGUUUGGGUCGCCAGAUAGGAGGUCCGGUGGCAUGCUCAAUUCAGCCUUGGUGGCUCUUAUUUAUGUUGUAUUAAUUGCAGUAGUUCUUCAGCGACUGCCAAUAAACUUUUCUCAGCAAUCAACAGGCCAGCUGAGGAAUCGGCAGAAUUUGAACUCUGGUGGGGCAAAAGUUUCAGAAACUGCUGAUAUAGUUACAUUUGCUGAUGUGGCUGGAGUAGACGAGGCCAAAGAAGAGUUGGAAGAAAUUGUGGAGUUCCUAAGGAACCCAGAAAAAUAUAUCCGUCUUGGUGCACGUCCUCCUCGAGGUGUCUUGUUGGUGGGCCUUCCAGGAACUGGAAAGACACUCCUUGCUAAAGCUGUAGCAGGGGAAGCAGAAGUUCCAUUCAUAAGUUGUUCUGCAAGUGAAUUUGUGGAGCUAUAUGUAGGCAUGGGAGCAGCUCGAGUACGUGAACUGUUUGCUAGGGCCAAAAAGGAAUCACCAUCAAUUAUUUUUAUUGAUGAGAUUGAUGCUGUGGCAAAAAGUCGUGAUGGCCGGUACCGUAUUGUCAGUAACGAUGAGCGUGAGCAGACACUAAAUCAACUGCUCACGGAAAUGGAUGGUUUUGAUACCAACUCAGCUGUCAUUGUACUUGGAGCAACAAACAGGGCAGAUGUUUUGGAUCCUGCCCUUCGGCGCCCAGGGAGAUUUGACCGUGUAGUCACGGUUGAAGCUCCCGAUAAGUUUGGAAGAGAAUCUAUUCUGAAAGUUCAUGCAAACAGGAAAGAGCUUCCGCUUGGUAAAGAUGUAGAUCUCAGCGGCAUUGCAGCAAUGACAACUGGUUUUACUGGGGCAGACCUUGCUAAUUUAGUGAAUGAAGCUGCUUUGUUGGCCGGAAGAUCAAAUAAAGAAAUAGUGGAAAAGAUUGAUUUCAUCAGUGCGGUUGAGCGCUCUAUAGCUGGCAUAGAGAAAAAACAUGUAAAGCUGAAGGGCAAUGAAAAGGCUGUUGUUGCACGGCAUGAAGUUGGUCAUGCAGUUGUGGGAACUGCUGUAGCAAAUCUGUUGCCAGGCCAGCCACGUGUGGAGAAAUUGAGUAUACUGCCGAGGUCAGGAGGUGCACUAGGCUUUACAUACACUCCUCCCACGACAGAAGAUAGAUAUUUGCUCUUUGUUGAUGAACUGCGUGGCCGUCUGGUGACACUUCUGGGUGGGCGGGCAGCAGAGGAAAUAGUUCUAGCAGGACGGGUUUCUACUGGGGCACUUGAUGACAUCAGGCGUGCAACUGACAUGGCUUACAAAGCCGUAGCAGAGUAUGGUCUUAAUCAGCGCAUAGGUCCAAUAUCACUAGCUACAUUGUCAAAUGGCGGGCUAGAUGAUUCUGGAGGCUCUCCAUUUGGAAGGGACCAGGGCCAUCUGGUUGAUCUUGUCCAAGGGGAAGUAAAAGCACUUCUACAAUCAGCACUUGAAGUUGCUCUUUCAGUUAUCCGUGCUAAUCCAGCAGUUUUGGAAGGACUUGGAGCAUAUUUAGAAGAGAAUGAAAAGGUUGAAGGCGAGGAGCUACAAGAGUGGCUUAAGUCUGUCGUUGCCCCAGAAGAAUUGACCUCUUUUAUUACAGGAAAGCAAGAACAUGUUCUUCAGCUGGAAGUAGGCCCCUAGCAUCAGGAGUAUAAAUUGGAGUCUUAGCCUUAAUUAAUUUAACCUAGCGUCAACCGCUAAAACUCUGUAAAUCCGGAAGGAUUCAAUGAAAGUCCACAUGCCCAAGUGAUGCUGUAUAUAUAUACGGAUUAUCGAGUUCUAACCUCCAGAAUAUUGUAAGUCCAUCUGUUUGGCCAUUGGCUCUACAAUGUUGUUAUAGAGAUUAGGUGGGUGGUGCAUAUGUAAAAGAACAUUCUUUUCUCUUGCUACAUUCUUUUCUUUCAGCCCUCCCAGUGAAAGAUUCAUGUUACAUUAUCAUCUCAUCAAUUAUUAAUAGAAAUAAUUCAUAUA
Messenger RNA from Hordeum vulgare subsp. vulgare (domesticated barley), 2936 nucleotides. Its product is annotated as ATP-dependent zinc metalloprotease FTSH 7, chloroplastic. Gene Ontology annotation, molecular function: metalloendopeptidase activity; ATP-dependent peptidase activity; ATP binding. The record is from RefSeq and is a predicted model, not a curated record. The transcript is spliced from 13 exons. The coding region runs from base 180 to 2606 and encodes 808 amino acids. Gene Ontology annotation, cellular component: chloroplast thylakoid; membrane. Lineage: Eukaryota; Viridiplantae; Streptophyta; Magnoliopsida; Poales; Poaceae. Gene Ontology annotation, biological process: proteolysis.